AUGAAUCAUGCUACAGCUCAACUUAAGUGUUUCCAAGACUUAAAUAUUUCAUAUACAGACGAAGAGUUACUUUCAAUAUUUGCACAAGGUCCAGAUGCAUUACGUAAAUUUGCUCAAAGAGCUGAAAUUGUUUCCAAACGCUUUAGUUCGGAUGAAAAAGUUUCUUUAGCUAUCUUUGUCGAAUCUGUUCAAGAAAGUUGUCCAGAAGAUUUAAUUGAAUUUAUCUCUGAGCCGGGAAAACUAGUUUUUUUAUAUGCACCUUUCGAAGCGAAGGCCCUUGGUCACCAAAUUUCUACGUUUCACAUCGAUUCAACGUAUAAACUUCUAAGGGCUAACAUUCCAUUAUAUGCACUCACAGGAAAAACAGAACAUACUAUUGUUUUUCCUUUUUUGUAUUUCUUUAUUUCUCCUGACACAAGCGAAAAUAUUCAAUAUUGUGUUUGUCGUUAUUUUCAAUAUAUUAAUAGAGAACCCGAGAUGAUAAGUAUGGACUGCGCCUCACAAAUAGCCGAGGCAAUUGAGCGAGGUAUUCCAAACUGUCAUAUUCUUUGGUGUGGCGUGCAUGUCCUUCGCGCCAUAUUAAGAAAAGCGGAUAAGUUUAAAUCACGAGACAAUUUUGAAGAAUUUUAUAAUCUAAUGAAAUUAUUAGUAUUCGAUACUAAAGAAGAAUCUCCCGAGGAAGAACAGAACCAAGAAGAAGAAAAUCCUAGAGAGGAACCAGCUCAAUCUCACUUACUUCAAGCAGAAGAAAUUGAAGAAGAGGAACAAUAUGAAGAAGAAUUCAUCGAAAAUGAAUUUCAACCUUCUCAAAUCUUUUUACCACGAGAAUCUUCUGAUGAUCCAAACAAUUCUGAAUUUAUUCCAGAAGAAGAAACGUUUGAAACAAGUGAAGAAGUUCCAGAGCACCUCACUCAAGAAGAAGCUGCAGACCUAGAUGCAGUUUAUGAUCGAAUUCUUGAAAUUCUUUCCACUGAACCGAAAACCCAAAAGUACUUCGAUAGGCAAUGGAGGCAUCAUUUAGAUCGUUGGAAUAAGCGCUAUCGCAACGGAGGUGACGCGACUAAUAACGUCAGUGA
Molecule: messenger RNA, 1076 nt
Organism: Trichomonas vaginalis G3
Lineage: Eukaryota; Parabasalia; Trichomonadida; Trichomonadidae
Product: MULE transposase domain-containing protein
Exons: 1
Source: RefSeq, a predicted model, not a curated record